Molecule: messenger RNA, 2433 nt
Organism: Anneissia japonica
Lineage: Eukaryota; Metazoa; Echinodermata; Crinoidea; Comatulida; Comatulidae
Product: 3-hydroxy-3-methylglutaryl-coenzyme A reductase 3-like
Exons: 6
Coding region: 370-1698 (442 amino acids)
Biological process (GO): isoprenoid biosynthetic process; coenzyme A metabolic process
Molecular function (GO): protein binding; hydroxymethylglutaryl-CoA reductase (NADPH) activity
Source: RefSeq, a predicted model, not a curated record
AAAUAAAUUAAGGCCAAAGACAAUACUUGGUUUUAGUAAUAAUACACAGUGCAAUUGUAAUCAAUAUUUAUUUUGGGUUCCUAAAUUAGCCCCCAGACACUCGGGAGUGGAUGAUGUAGAUUUCUGAUUGGUCAGAUAAUAAUAUUACAUAUAACCAAUCCAAAGCAAGUUUACCGGUGUAAUCAAACAAACCACACUAUUUGCUGCUAGAUAGGUUCUGCUUUUUUUAGCUCAUCAGUGAUAUAAAAGGAAUUAAUUUUUGCCAGUUCUCGGACUACUUGCAUUUACUGCAUUUACAUCUCAGUGGUUUUUGUAGCCUGUUCUAAGAUUGCGAAAGCUUUGUCCUUAUUUUAGCAACCGACGAUCAGAAUGAAUUCAAUGAAGCACACCUCCCGGUUGAUAAAGACGGUCACAGACGUCUUGACAUGCCAGACUAAGCGAACGGUCACUAGCAAGUCUUUCAACACAAGAAACGUUACUGGAGUCGCUGCACAAAGCAGGACACGCACCACUUUAGUUCAAGAGAAAGACGCAGAACAAAGGUCAUUAGCACAAGCAGCCUACUACGAUGAAGGGUUACGCAUGCUUCACGAGCAUCAACGUACAUCACCUUCUUUGAACGACCUCGAAGACAACUACGGCCCAGAGAUGUAUGCGAAGAAUUGCGAAAACUUUAUCGGUACCGUUAAAGUUCCAACAGGGCUUGUGUCAAUCAAGGUUAACGGGAAGCAUGCCAAUGGCAUAUACACUGUACCAAUGGCAACUACUGAAGGUGCGCUGGUAGCUUCGUACAACAGGGGUACCAAGGUGAUCAAUGAAGCAGGGGGAGCAAACGUCGCGUUCAUCCGUCAAAGGAUAAUCAGAGCCCCUGUUUUUGAGUUCAACACCGUGGAGGAAGCUACCAUGUUCCAGGAGUUUUACGAACAGCCGGACACUUUUGUGCUGAUAAAAUCAAUUGCGGAGAAGACCACUCGCCAUGGCAAACUUCAUAAAGUUCAGUGUAACGUGCACGGUACUACAGUACACACAAGAAUGAGCUACUCAAGUGGAGAUGCUUCUGGACAAAACAUGGUUACGUUCGCUUCUGAGCCCGUCUGCAAAUGGUUACACGCUAAUGCACCAGUCACGCCAACGGCUUGGUACAUCGAUUGUGGACACUCAUUGGACAAGAGAUCUGGCACUGCAAAUUUUCUUGAUGGUCGUGGAGCAUACGUCACUGGGGAGGUUGUCCUUCCGAGAGGUCUUAUUGAAAAGAGGAUGCAUACAUCUGUUGAAAUCAUUCAACAAUUGAAUUGGCACCAGAUUGACAAUAUAUUCGCAGGAUCACAAGCUCUGAACUGCCAGGCAGCUAAUGCUCUAGCCGCAAUAUUCAUCGCUACUGGACAGGAUCCAGCGUGCGUUGCUGAGUCUCACCUUUCGUUUACGCAAUUCAAGAAAACGACUGAAGGAGACCUGCAGAUGAUUUGCACGAUACCAUCUCUCAUGAUCGGCACCAUAGGAGGCGGCACGUCCCUCCCUAGUCAAAAGACUUGUCUUGAUAUAAUUGGUACUCAUGGAAUUGGAACGAUGCCGACAUUUGCUGAGGUGAUCAUGGGCGUCGUCAUGGGAGGAGAACUAUCGUUAAUCUCAGCAAUGGGGGCUCAGCAUUUCGCUUACGCACACAAGAAACACGCACGGGGGCCUACUGCGUCCUCAUAAACCACUUUUAUCUCUGAUGUCAUCUUAGACGAUUAGAAAUUAACAUUAUUUUCAGACAUAUUAAAUUACAUACCGGGGGUUGACGUGACGUGACUCGGUUAUGUCACUGAUAAGGUUGCCGUACCAGACAGACGUAAACAUCUCGUCAGUUAAUCUACUAAUUUUUAGGUCGUAUAGGCCUAUUAAUAAUGAUAACGAACAUAUACUAAUUUGGGCCUUUUUCAAUGAUUUAUGCGCGCGUCAAAUGCCAUUUAUGUACGUCGUUUGCUUUGCACACGCGUUACAAUGCACAAAUGGUGGUGCCCGUAGGCGGCCUAUUAUUCGUCGCUCAUGAUUCACUGAAUAUUUGCGUGUUCAAUAAAAACACAUUCCUAAAUUUAAUAAAAGCAAUUUUCUGAAUAUAGUUUUAGAGAUAUCACUGAGAAAUAGAAUAACUGCUAAAAUCACGUGAAAAUACAGUGAAUGAAGUUUAGUGCAAGAUGUUUAAGCUCAAUUAUAAAUUGGAGAACAUUACAUUUAUUUUGAAUAUUACGAGAUCAGAAAGCAUAUUAAGCCAGGUUUGUCUUUAAAGUAUACCUUGCGAUCGGCAACACGGAGAGGUUGCCAGAUUAUACUUAGUUAAGCAGCUUAGAUGUACAUAUUGUAAAUAGAAAUAUUCGAAUGUUCAAGAAGAGAAACUAUUUGUUCUGAAAAACGUAGUAUAUUGUUCCAAUUAAAUAUAGUCUGAUAAAGUCA